Molecule: messenger RNA, 615 nt
Organism: Microthlaspi erraticum
Lineage: Eukaryota; Viridiplantae; Streptophyta; Magnoliopsida; Brassicales; Brassicaceae
Source: the annotation of a GenBank genome assembly
AUGUUCCAUGGAUUGCCAAGUGAAGACCCCAUUGACCACCUUGAUGAGUUUGAUAGGCUUUGUGAUUUGACAAAGAUCAAUGGUGUCUCUGAAGAUGCCAUCAAGCUGAGACUCUUUCCUAUGUCUCUAGCUGACAAAGCUCACCAAUGGGAGAAGAGCUUGCCCCAUGGCACAAUCACCACUUGGGAUGAAUGCAAGAAGGCCUUUCUUGCUAAGUUUUUCUCCACCGGUCGCACAGCCAAGCUUAGAGGAGAGAUAUCCAGCUUCAUCCAGCGAAACAAUGAGACAUUCGCAGAGGCUUGGGAGAGGUUCAAAGGCUACACAAGUCAGUGCCCACACCAUGGAUUCAACAAUGAAUCACUACUCUCCACUCUUUAUAGAGGAUGCUUGCCUAGGUAUAGGGAGAUGCUAGACACAGCUAGCAAUGGGAACUUCCUCAACCAGGAUGUAGAUGAUGGCUGGCAGCUUGUGGAGAACAUAGCUAACUCAAAUGGAAGCUAUGGAGAAGAGUAUGAUCGCACCAACCGGAGCUCGACCCACCACUCGAUCGAGUCAGACGAAAAGUUGAGAAAAGAUGUUAAGGCAUUGAAUGAGAAGUUGGAUAAGCUGAUCUAG